Ornithodoros turicata is the source of this 567-nucleotide messenger RNA. RefSeq lists its product as uncharacterized. The transcript has a single exon. The coding region runs from base 1 to 567 and encodes 188 amino acids. NCBI's taxonomy places the organism in Eukaryota, Metazoa, Arthropoda, Arachnida, Ixodida, Argasidae. The record is from RefSeq and is a predicted model, not a curated record.
AUGUCUCAAGGCGACAACGCGACGCCAUCAUCACCACACGUAACCGCUGUCGCCGUCAAACUACCUCCAUUCUGGAACCGUAAUCCAGCCAUUUGGUUUGCCCAAGCCGAAGCGCAGUUCCAUCUGUCCGGCAUCACUUCCCAGACCACCCGGUUCUACAACGUCAUCUCGGCUCUGUCUCCAACCGCCGCCGAAGAGGUGCACGAUCUCAUCACCUCCCCACCACCCGAGAACCCGUAUAACCGACUUAAGGCUGCCUUGCUCAGACGCACUUCCACAUCUGACCGCGAGCGCCUCAGGCAGUUGUUAUCCGCAGAAGAGCUCGGCGAUAGGCGUCCAACGCAGCUUUCACGUCGGAUGAAGCAGCUUUUGGGAGACGACGUUUCCGCAGCCGGUGACCGAUUCUUGCACCAACUUUUCAUGCAACGCCUGCCAACUAACGUCCAAAUGGUUCUGGCCACCGCGUCGUACCUACCCCUGGACGAGCUUGCUUCCCUUGCUGACGCGGUCAUGGAGGUCACCUCGCCCCACCAAGUCAGCGUUGUUGAGCGACCUACAUUCAGGUGA